This is a messenger RNA of Spodoptera exigua (beet armyworm), 3391 nucleotides long. Lineage: Eukaryota; Metazoa; Arthropoda; Insecta; Lepidoptera; Noctuidae. The record is from the annotation of a GenBank genome assembly.
CAAAGCGUAAAUUCAUUAUGCAGUGCCGUUUAUCCCGUUUGCAGUGUAGUCGUGCCGGCGUGUCGGUAAUACGCGCACACGCACUCCGCGAUUCCCGUCUUUUUCGUAGUGCUUUCUGCGACACCACUGCGAUAUAUAGUCUGUGUUUAUGAGUGACAGAAUCGUCGAAAGGAUGAAUCUGAAGUUGAAUAAUGAUAUCAAAGGCUCGCCAGCGCCUCAGAAAUCAUCAGAUUCGCUUGUAAAGGAUGAGAAGAAAGCCAAGCGGUCUCAACGGGAGGAAGAGCGGCGGCGAACAGGCCGGUACAUGGCGAUUCUGGUGGGGAUAUCCCUCUUCAUUUUGGCGCUGUACCACGCUUGGGUGCGUCGCAUCCCCAUAGUGGCCAGCCUUGUGGUACCAGCUCUCAUCAUGUUCGUGUACGUCGCCUGGAUCCUCUACACAGCCUCCAGGGAAAAACACAGGUUUCGUCUGUUCGACGUAGAGGUGGGGCAGGCAGGAGACGAGGCCGAGGGCGACGUCGCUAUAUCGGAGAUAAAUCAAAACAAUAUCGACGCCACUGUUAUGUCUGGGAAAGACUCCACAUCAACUCCUGAAGAAAAAAACUGGACAGAAAUAUCAACAGCACUAAUGAAAGGAGACAAGAAUACUCGAACAGAAGUUGAACUAAACAGACUUCCUAUUAUCUUAGUGAAUGAUAAGCCGCCUGAAGAUUUGGAUCAAAAAUGGCUAAAUAUUGUUGAGCUGACCAAUAAUAAUGAUAAACUAAAAGUUUUUCAUAACAGAAGGAGGUAUAAGAGGAAAUUCUGUAGGACGAGAAGAUACGCUGCUUUCAAAAGAUCCUAUUCGAUUGGUUAAGGUUUUGCACAUAAUUGUGUAAAUGUAUCUCGUAGUUGUAUUACUGUGAUUGAGUAUUUUUAAGUGGAACAAAUGAACUGCCUUGUACUAUAUUUAGAGUUAUAGUAAUACAUAUAUGUUUGUGCUUAUGAUUUAUAUGAGUAAGGUGAACGGCCGAUUAGUUUGUUACUAUGUUGUCGAGUUAUUAAGAUUUUGAUAGUCUUAUCUGGUAGAUAAUUUGGAUUCUUUAUGGACUAGGGCAGCAAACGUGGUCUAAGGAGAUACGCCUGCGUGUUUUCUGAUGGUAAGCAAUAUCAGCGGAGUUGUAAAUGUGAGUGUUCACUUACAUAAUGUGGCGAACCACAACGUAAGCGUUGUUUCAUUAUUCAGUUUGUUCAGGCGGGGUUAAACGCAAUAAUGAACUGUGGACCCAGCCUGGAGCAGGAGAAACAACGAGGUGGUUUUUACUCAGUAGGAGCCUGACACUACCUUGCACCCUUCGAAAAAAAGUCAAAAAAAGUCAAAAAUCAUUUAUUCCAAUUAGACCUUUACAGGCACUUUUGAACGUCAAACAAAAUUUAAAAUAAAAAAUAGUGUCAGUCUGUCGGUCAGUCCUCUUAGUGAAGCUAUUUGCUCGUUCCAAAGUGUAGAUUCCGAUGGAGAAGAACGAGCAAGAAACUCCAUGGUUACUCUUUUUAAAUCAGUUUCACAUACAGAUUCCUUUUACAAACAGUUGGUUCAAUUAUGUGAGAACAGUGUAACACUAAUAUUUAUUCAAAUAUGAAAAUAAAGUAACCUUAAGGACAAUAGACAGCUGCAGGAUAUAAGACAUGUGAUGAUUUUUACCCCUUAAAAAAAGCGUUGUUUAAUGCCGGUGUUCUGUGAGCUUCAGUCAGACCGAAACAUGACCUUCAAUUAAUUAAUUGGAUAAUGUAUCUAAAUGUGGGCUAUAACCUAAUUACAUCUCAAAACAUUGUAAAAACCUGAACUAUAUCAAUUAGCUAUAUCAUAAUAUUAAAGAAUACUUAUUAUUGGAGUACGUUGAUACCUAAUAUUAUUGUUAAAGAAAGGUAAACAAAUGACUGACCUCGAAUAUUGAAGUUGUAGUUAUGCCAUAUUAUUUUGAAGUGAGAAAAUCUAAAUUCGUCUCCUGAAUUGUACUCGUAGUCACAAUAAAAUCAUAGUACCUCCAGUUCCUAGAAAUUGUGUCAAAAGGUCUACUACUACCUAUUAUUGUUUUGUAAGUAAUUUAUUUUGUUUUGUUUAUAUGACUUAAAGGAAACUAGAAGGAUAAGAUUUGACAUCGAGGAUAGAAAAUCAUAAGUUAUAACUGUUGGUUUGGUUGUAAUUGUUGGCUUUACUUGCGCGAUGUAGAAUUUAUGACGACAUCAGACAAUUUUUAUCACUUAUGUAUAUGUAUGUUCUAUAUGUAGAUAGCAACUUUUUUGUUAUAUUAAGGAAUCGUUUCACAAGGCUAACUAAGCAAGCAUAACCUUUGUAACAGCAUAAGAUAUUUUAAAAGUAUGCAUUCUUUCAUAUUUCAAAUUACGAUGAAUUUUCAGCAAAACGCUAAUGUCGAAAAGAUAAAGGCUUUUGAUGAAAAAUGGACAUAUGGCAGGGCAUAAAUUAAUAGAUGACGUCACGAAUCCUACAUCGCGCAAGUGAAAUUAGCGCGCAGAUGUGCAUAGACAAAAAAUCCCCUGCUGAUGAAAAGUUACCACUGUUCUGCAGUAGCCCACCAGGGAUGGUCACCUCAACCAACCGGAAGAUUCUCCUCAAUAAAGUGUCCUUCCUAACCUUAUAUAAAUAUAUAGUUUAGCAUUUAUUCAAACAAUUUUAAACUUUAAUUGAUAGACCAUAAGUGCCAUAAUAUUAUGAAAAUAAUAUUUAUAUUAUAAUCCUGUUCAUUAUAACUGUUUCAUCUACUACUACUAUUUCUUCUUGAAAUGUACACAUUCCUAUUUUGUGUUGUUAUUCUAAAUUUAAAUAGCAUGGAAAUUAAUAAUCGUAUUGAAACAUGUGGUUUCUUUUCAAAGCCCGAUCGAAUAUAAGAACGAAAACGAAAAGGAAAAGUUGAGGUAACAUGAAAUUGGUGGUUGACAAAGCAAUACCUACUGAAUUAAAGUAUACUUAUUAACUAUUUUAUUUUUAAUACUUGGUCAAUUGUUUUUGGUGUGAAGGAACAUUAUAAGUAGGUAUUAAAUAUGGUCUAUAAACUGACAAUGCUAAUGAUGUAAUUAGUUUUCAAAACGCUUAACCAGUGCAAGUAUUUGUAAACUAAUUACUGCUCCAUAUGCGUAUGCGGUUUCACUCACCGUAGGGAAAUUAUUAUGAAAUUUAAAUUGUUGAGCAUUGAUGAAAAGAGUCGCUUUUUAAAUUUAUGUAGUAAUUAUGGUAAUUAAAUAAUGAUAAAACAUAUCAGGGUGACUUCAUGUACCUAAUUUAUAAAGGUUAGACAGAAGAUGUAUCAAUAAUUAUAGUCAACACAUAAAUAAAACUUUCUGUGGUCUUCAUUUAUAACGUAAAAUUGAAAUAAUAAUAUGGCGACCAAAUGGCGAC